AUGCGUGAUUAUAAUCUUCCGGGCCGAGGAAUUGACCUGUGUCUAAGCCCUCUGAAGGAAGGAAGGUUUCAUCAGCAUGUGUGGAAACAGCCGCUCCCGCAGAAGACCCUGGUCUCUCAUCGCAACGAUGUUUUUCCAUGCAUGCGAAUGAGUCGUCCUUGUGACACUUCGCUCACGAGGAGCCUGCUCAACAUGAAGCUACAUGUAGACGUAAUUUUCUCAAUUGUUCAUGCGUGUAGGACCAGGUUUACACAUCUCCACUCCCCGAACCCUGGAUCUAAUAGGGACAAAACUUUCUCUGGAGCACUGCCGUUACACAUGACUACGGUACCUAAUUACGCACCAAAAAUACCCGGCUAA
Molecule: messenger RNA, 360 nt
Organism: Morchella sextelata
Lineage: Eukaryota; Fungi; Ascomycota; Pezizomycetes; Pezizales; Morchellaceae
Exons: 8
Coding region: 1-360 (119 amino acids)
Source: RefSeq, a predicted model, not a curated record